AAAGAAACAAGAAACGAACAGAAACCAGAGAAAGAGAGCUUCGGUUGCAGUAAAAGCGACUGGACAACGCUCUGUUUAGUCGCCAGACCCAGAGCCAGACUCGGAGCUCGCUGAGAGCGGAGCGGAUCGGAUCGUAUGGGAUGGCUUGGGAUCGAAGGUGGAGCGCGCCUUGUUGAUUUACUUUCAUUUUGGUGGGGCUAUAAAAAGCGAAAGCAAAGCGCUGGAUUUGCUCAGAAAGACCGCAAAACUGCAAAAGUCAACUGUUCGCCCACGGAAAAGAAACAAAAGGAUUAGCAUUAUGGUUCGAGCCAUCUACCUGUCCCUCGCUGCCUUAGUGGCCCUGGCCUGUGUGGCGAGUGCUGCCCCAGUGGCUGAGUCGGACAUCGACACGAGCCUCGAGUACCCUGCCUCGCGGCAGGUGGAGGUGGAGGAGGAGGAGGAACUGGUUCAAAACUCCAGUGCGGACAGCAGUGAGGAGCACGACGACGAUGAGGAUGUGCACAAGGUGGAGGAGGAGUCCAAGGAAGAUGACGACGAAGAGAAUGAUGAUGAUGAUGACGAUGACGACGACUCCCUGAUCAGAAGACGUCGCGAUGUGGCCACCACUGAGGAGACGCCCUCUGAAGCCGCCACAGAGACCCCCUCAGAGCUGGAGAAAGACCCCGACACUGUGACAGCCGCAGUGCCAGUGGCUCCCUCCCGCAAGCCAGUGCUCGUGCUCAUCCGCGAUGCCCUGAAGAAGGUCACCACAGAUCUGCCCACCGCACAGGUGGCCAACAACGCUCUGCAGUACUUCCAGCAGUUCGAGCACUUCAUCCAGCAGACCAUCGAGCAGGUCAUCGGCGAUGACUACGAUGACGAUGAUGAGACUCCGGCCACAGUCCUACCCAACACGGAUGAGAACAAGCAGCCCGAGGCGGAGUCCCCGCAGCAGAAACCCGAAAAGGAUGCCGAGACUGCAGCUCCCGAGCCAGAGCCUGUCAAGCCUGUCAAGCCCGUGGAGCCGGUGGAGCAGCAAGUGACUGAUGCCGCGACUCCUCUCAGCAAUGCUGUCUAGCCAGAGCUCCGUCUUCAAC
Messenger RNA from Drosophila miranda, 1076 nucleotides. RefSeq names its product nucleolin. The transcript is spliced from 2 exons. NCBI's taxonomy places the organism in Eukaryota, Metazoa, Arthropoda, Insecta, Diptera, Drosophilidae. The record is from RefSeq and is a predicted model, not a curated record. Bases 299 to 1057 code for a protein of 252 amino acids.